This is a messenger RNA of Nematostella vectensis (starlet sea anemone), 1841 nucleotides long. RefSeq names its product neuropeptide Y receptor type 2. Gene Ontology annotation, biological process: neuropeptide signaling pathway. The record is from RefSeq and is a predicted model, not a curated record. The transcript has a single exon. NCBI's taxonomy places the organism in Eukaryota, Metazoa, Cnidaria, Anthozoa, Actiniaria, Edwardsiidae. Gene Ontology annotation, cellular component: membrane. Gene Ontology annotation, molecular function: G protein-coupled peptide receptor activity. The coding region runs from base 603 to 1709 and encodes 368 amino acids.
UGCCAUCCAGGUGUAAACGUUAAAGACGUACCUAACUUAACUAUAAAAACAAUUCCAUAAAAGGUUUUUUUUUUAUUUGCACGGGGCCGCCGACGAGGCCACCAUUGUUACCGUAGCAUCUGAGUAAAGUUUGAGUUUGUGAGAUAUACCAGCCUUGGGCGAGUGUAUACGUGCACAUGGCAUAGAGCAUAGUGUAAAAACUUUAAAUCAUAAAUCUAUUCUUUUGAUGACAACAGGCGUCUUUUUUGGCCUUUCUCACGCACGACUUGAAAAUAAUAUAGCUCCUGGUCUCUUACUCCGAUGAAUGAUGAGUAACUUUAGGCGUUAUUUUGAUAAUUGCGAUGACACUCUUUAUUAGAUUUAUGAAAGUCUGUAGAAUAGAGAGCAGACAGUAGUAUCAAGAACUUGAGUCACAGUGUGUAAUGUAAAUUACAACAGACCGGGCCGUUGUCAGGGAAACAGUCAAAAUUGGCGCUCUGCACGGCUGGCAGCAAAUACCCGCCCAAACUCAGACUGCAAACUCCGCACAGUAAUCUACCUAUACUCAGACCACAACCUUUAUGGUUUAUAUACAAAUGAAGAUUAGUUAAAGUUGUAAAAAUAUGAAUUCAAAUGCAACAAAUGGAAGCAUUUCGGAGUGGUACAUGGAGCCCUUUGGUGCGAGAGUGUUUCGCUUUUUUCUGGUAGCUCUUGUGCUCUCGGCAUCGCUUGUAGGAAAUGCUGUGGUAGUACAUACAGCCAUCACUGCAAGACAGCAAACCAAGGUGUUUUUAUACUUUCUCGUGGCAAACCUUUCCAUCGCAGAGCUAAUCAACACAUGCACUAUCCCAUUUCUAGUAGUGUACGACGAACUUGGAACUUGGUAUUUUGGGGAAUUCCUGUGCCAUAUAGUCAGCCCACUUCAAGUGACCGCUCUGCUCGUGACUACCAGCACUAUAGCAGCUAUUGCAAUGUAUCGUUGCUGGUUUUUGGCGUUUCCCAUGAUCGCUCAGCGUCUUCCGAGCUCACGACGCUUAGCCUUGCUUGUGAUCACUUUCAUAUGGUUUGCAUCGAUUGUGCUUGUACUGCCCAAUUUCAUCUACAACACAGAGGUCCAAGGACCCCAUGGGCAUGUUUGGUGUCUCACGUUGUUUACGGGCGACACGAUCGACACUUUCCCUUCCACUGGGCUACAAGUACUCUCGUUUUUACGCAUUGCUAUAAACUUCGUCGUGGCGGUUGUGCUUGUGACUGCAUCAUAUCUGAUCGUGUUGUACAAGGUUCGCGCACUUGGUAAGCGCUCUCGCGUGUAUGAGCACAAUUCAAAGGGAGCGUCGCAAACAGAGAGAAAUGUCGAAGGCUUUGAGCUCGGUAAUAUGUGUCAUGUGAAUCCGGCUUUUUGCGCCGAUCACGACGAACAGCGUAGCUAUGAGAACACGCAAUCAUCCGAACAGCAGACCAUUCUAAAUGUCACUACGUUUGAGGCUGAUAUUUUUAAUCUUUUCUAUGCAAUUGUGCUUAUUUUUAUUAUCGGUUAUUAUCCUUAUCAAAUAUUCUAUAUUUUGGAAUACACGGGAAAAAUUUCGAUUCACUGGCGUUACUUAAAAAUCACAAGAAAAUAUCUAUUACUUUUAGCUUUCUUUCCGAGCGCUCUGCACCCUAUUUGCUAUGGUACUAUGAGCAAUUUUUACUACAAAGCAUUUACCAAGUUCAUUUUAUGUAGAAAUUGAGCGAUAGCGAUGCUUUCGUUCCAGGGUCUAUAUUGCCUAAAUGGUGCGCCUUUUUCAAGUUUGCUGUUUAUGCUGCGCAAGAAGCGAAACCGCGACGGCGUAGUUUUAAAGAUUAUUUACCCGCAAUAAAAA